ACUGCAGGUAGGGACCGUAAUUGGGGAUCUGAGCUCACAGUGACGUGGCCCCUAGGAGACCUAGAGCUGAUGCGUGCAAGAGUCUUGUCCUAGUUGCGGUCUGGUGGUCGUUUGUGGCUGUGUGCUGGCUCGUGUUGCUUGGAAGGCGGGAAGAGUCCGUAACCCGGGAAGGAGGGAGCCGAAGGAGCAGACCGCGAUCGCUGCAGGUUUUCAGGACUUAGUGCUGCAGACUUCCAGGCCAAGUAGAGGAAGAGUGAUUGUCUUUCCUGCAGGAAAAAGAAGCAGGAAAAACUUCAGCAUGGAAAACACCCCCCAGGAAAGCAAAGGAGAGGAGCAGGCCCCAAUGCAGAAUGAAGAAGCAGCCCGCCCCUUGGGAGGUGGUGAAGGCCAAGAGCCUGGUGGAAAUAUUAGAGGGGGGUGGGCUCCGCCUGAGCAAGAUUUUAGAGAGGAUAUGCCCAAUAGGCUUGUCAAUAACAUCGACAUGAUAGAUGGGGAUGCAGAUGACAUGGAGCGUUUCAUGGAGGAGAUGCGAGAGCUAAGGCGGAAAAUUAGGGAGCUUCAGUUGAGAUACAGCCUGCGCAUUCUCAUCGGUGACCCGCCUCACCAUGACCAUCAUGAUGAGUUUUGCCUUAUGCCUUGAAUGCUGAGCUUAAGAAUCAUAAACCCCCUGCUCCCCAAACUUGCAUUUUCUUGAUGUACCCUUUACUGUGAACCUUGUCUGUCACUCUUCUGAGCUGAAAUUGUUUUGACUUAGUCUGUAAGUUUUUUUUUUCUGUCAGCGGGGGGUUGCAUUAACUUGCAUGCAAACAUGCUUAUUACAUAUUCUAAAGUUAAUAAAGCAGUUUUAAAAGCA
Condylura cristata (star-nosed mole) is the source of this 853-nucleotide messenger RNA. RefSeq names its product brain expressed, X-linked 5 (gene BEX5). Gene Ontology annotation, molecular function: signaling receptor binding. The transcript is spliced from 3 exons. Lineage: Eukaryota; Metazoa; Chordata; Mammalia; Eulipotyphla; Talpidae. Gene Ontology annotation, cellular component: cytoplasm. Gene Ontology annotation, biological process: signal transduction. Bases 299 to 640 code for a protein of 113 amino acids. The record is from RefSeq and is a predicted model, not a curated record.